AUGAUGAGAUUGACAGGUUAGAGGUGGGGAUCUCAGAAAGAGGGUGUAUAUAAGGUACAUGUGGGGAGUCAGAGAUGGUAUGAGGCUUUUUGGAAACUUUUCCAAACCCACGAACACUUAGACUCUUCAGAGCGACCGCUGAUAACGACAAUGUCUGACUUUGACCUGGUUCUGAAAUGCUGGGGCCCAGUGGAGGCCGACUACACGGGCACCGGAGGAGAAGUUCUGACCCGAUUGUUCAAGGAGCACCCCGAGACUCAGAAACUAUUCCCCAAGUUUGCUGGAAUCGGUCAGGGGGAUUUGGCAGGAAACGCGGCCGUGGCUGCUCACGGCGCCACCGUGCUAAAAAAGCUUGCUGAACUUCUGAGAGCCAAGGGGGAUCAUGCUGCGGUCCUCAAACCUCUGGCCACCACCCACGCCAACACGCAUAAGAUCCCCCUCGUCAACUUCAAGCUUAUCACCGAAGCCCUGGUUAAGGUGAUGGCCGAGAGGGCCGGACUUGAUGGCGCUGGCCAGGCCGCUCUGAAAAGAGUGAUGGAGGUUGUCAUCAGUGACAUCGACAAAUACUACAAAGAAAUCGGAUAUGCUGGUUAAACGAGACCAAAACCUCAGCAGGGUUGUAGUACGCAGGAAAAUGGGAGCAUAUUAGCGCUUGACAUGUUAUUUGCAAAUAGAACGAAGCAAGCCAAUAACAUUUAAUUGCCUUAAAUUUGUCUACAAAAGUAAAACAAAUCACUUAUAUAGCUAUUCCUGUUUAUGUUUUUGGUUCUGAAUGAGGUCAAGUUUGAAUGUCACAAGAUCUUAAUGAUGAUGUCAUUGUAUUGUGGCUUUAAGGUGCGUUAGGGUCUCAGGAGGAUACGCCUAAACGUCUGUGAAAAUGACAUAUGUGCAUGUUAAUUUGUUUCGGAUUAACAGUGUAUAAUACCACCGUGAUUGAAAUGAUGACUGCAUUAAAAAAAGAAAGUGUACAAAUCAAAGCUUGUUUCUCUUUUAUUGAAGGACCAUUGCUUUUCUGCACGCUUCUUUAAUGUUUUUCACGAUUAUUUGUUAAUCAAAACGUAUCAAUAAACUUUGCAGUUACCUGCUGAAAAAAA
Molecule: messenger RNA, 1094 nt
Organism: Misgurnus anguillicaudatus (oriental weatherfish)
Lineage: Eukaryota; Metazoa; Chordata; Actinopteri; Cypriniformes; Cobitidae
Gene: mb
Product: myoglobin
Biological process (GO): oxygen transport
Cellular component (GO): extracellular exosome
Molecular function (GO): heme binding; oxygen binding
Source: RefSeq, a predicted model, not a curated record